AUGUCUCGCUCGCCUGCACAUGUCGCCAUGGCAGAGGCCAGCCUCAAGAGGACAGCCUCUGAGCUAGAUGAUCCCGCGUCUGGAUCUGAAGAUGCUGAAUCGUCGCCGGCACUGUCUUCACACCCCACUAAGCGCAGAUAUAUAGACCAGUCCUCCGCCGAAGCCCAGCCGGCAGUUGAUGCGGGCUCCCACACAACUACCGCCUCAUCGCCAAUCACAACGGCCAAUGGCCUUUCCAAUCAUCAGCAGCGACAAUUCCACGAUGGAGAUCCUUCGACGACACAUGCGCCGCCGUUGUCGGGACCUUCGACAAAUCACGUCAAGUCUCCCGGCCGUGUUCAAGUUCCAGAAGCGCUCGACGAAGAUCGACUCCGAAGAAUGGAAUCCGGAGAUCUCGUACAGACCAUCCUGGAACUACAGUCAACAUACCAACAUAACAUGAGCAUUGUCUCGGCGCAGUAUGAGGAUGUUUCCAGGCAGUUGGUAGAGAUACGGACGUGUUUGUCGACCUUGCUGAAGGGGUCAACAGCAAGUCUGGAGGCUGCUUCACGAUGUCUCAAUGCCACGCCUACUACGUCUACCACUGACACAAUUCCCAAGCUGGUACCGGUCACACCCUUACCAGUCAUACCGGCGCACACUGGUCGAGACAUAGACAAGUCUGCGAUUCAGCACGCAACGCUUGUUCCACCCGCAACAGAACCCACAGCCAGGCGUUCACCUCCUUUCACCGAGGCGACACCUCUAGCGACGUCUCUCUCCGCCUCGGCGCGGCCGACCCCUUCCCCAUCCGUCGAUGCGAGCUUUCAGCGCAUCAACACACCGGCUCGCGUACCGCUGAAGCUCAUCUUCCCGCCGGACGGUUCCGUGCCCACGGUUGUGACCUACAGUACCCUCCAUACAGUCGGGGAGGUCUGGGCCGAGUUCAAGCAUGGCCUGGAUGGCACGCCUCCCAUAGAGGUCAUUGAGCAACAAUGGGGCUCAAGGUGGCGUCCUGAUCCUAAAGGCCGGACGUGGUUCAGCAGACGUAAGAUUGUCUGGGACAAGGUCCGCGAGCUGAUCCACGACGGCCUGACCGAAGAGGACGCCGUGAAUGAGGUUGACGCCAUGCGCAACGGCAGGAGCGUGCACUGGCUGAUCAACCUCUUGACUAACGAUCGCAAGGAGAUCAAGGCAAGUUGGAAGGCGGCCGCUGCUGCUGCGAAAGCGGCCAAAGGGAGGAAGUAG
This is a messenger RNA of Pyricularia pennisetigena, 1227 nucleotides long. RefSeq lists its product as uncharacterized. The transcript is spliced from 2 exons. Bases 1 to 1227 code for a protein of 408 amino acids. NCBI's taxonomy places the organism in Eukaryota, Fungi, Ascomycota, Sordariomycetes, Magnaporthales, Pyriculariaceae. The record is from RefSeq and is a predicted model, not a curated record. Gene Ontology annotation, biological process: positive regulation of ribosomal protein gene transcription by RNA polymerase II. Gene Ontology annotation, molecular function: RNA polymerase II cis-regulatory region sequence-specific DNA binding; DNA-binding transcription factor activity, RNA polymerase II-specific.